This is a messenger RNA of Clonostachys solani, 1875 nucleotides long. Lineage: Eukaryota; Fungi; Ascomycota; Sordariomycetes; Hypocreales; Bionectriaceae. The record is from the annotation of a GenBank genome assembly.
AUGCCUGUUCCAUUUCUUGGCCGGCUGCACCCCACCGAGUACUUCGCUCUGGUGGGGUCUUUCUUCUUUGUUGGGCUCGAGGCCAUAAUCCGGAUAUUGACAUUAGCCCUACCACCGUUCCUUGUACAAAUCUUCUAUCGAGCGUCGCGACGUAUAUUCAAUCGAUUUUCCAGCCCGGCACAGCAAAGAGCUGAGGAUAAAAAGAAGACCAUAUCAACAUCUGUGAGAGAUGCUGCCGACUUCGUCGAACUUUGCCGAUUAUGGGGAUAUGAAGCCGAGGAGCACAUUGUGCAAACAAAAGAUGGCUUUCUCCUGGGCCUCCACCGCCUGCAAUGGAGACGAGGCGAGGAGGGUAGAAAAGUCAACAACGGACCAUCAAGUAUCAGGAAGCGAGUGGCAUAUUUACAUCAUGGCCUUUUGAUGAACUCUGAAGUUUGGGUGUGCCUCACAGACGAGCAGAGAUGCUUGCCUUUUGAGUUGGUGGAACGGGGAUUCGAUGUCUGGUUUGGAAAUAACCGGGGCAACAAAUACUCCAAAAAGUCCAUUCACUGUUCUCCCAACUCGUUGAACUUCUGGGAUUUUUCCAUGGACGAGUUUGCCUUUCAUGAUAUCCCAGAUAGUAUAUCAUACAUCCUGGAUACAACACAGCAAAAGAGUCUUUCAUACAUCGGCUUCUCUCAGGGCACGGCACAGGCAUUUGCAACUCUCGCUAUUCAUCCAAAGCUCAAUCGUCAAGUAAAUGUCUUCAUCGCUCUGGCCCCGGCCAUGGCCCCGGCGGGUCUCUCUAAUGGAGUUGUGGACUCCCUGGUCAAGGCCUCUCCCCAGGUCCUGUUUCUUCUCUUUGGCAGAAGAUCUAUUCUCAGCUCUGCAACAAUGUGGGAGAGUCUCUUGUACCCGCCAUUGUUCAGUCGAGUUAUCGACAUGGGUUUGUCCUUUCUUUUCAACUGGCAGACGAAGAAUAUAUCCGCAAGUCAAAAGUUAGCGGCCUAUCCACACUUGUAUUCUUUCACCAGCACGAAGAGUGUGGUCCACUGGUUCCAGAUCAUUCGGCAUAGAUCUUUCCAGAUGUAUGAUGACGAUGUGCACCAGCCUAUGAGCCUCAGCACUUCCAGCAAGUACUCUAAAGUUGCGAAAUACCCUACUAGAAACAUCAGAACGCCAGUUGUCCUGGUCUAUGGGGGGAGCGACUCGUUGGUUGACAUCAAAGUCAUGCUAAAAGAAUUGCCCCCACAGACAGUUGCAACUGAGAUUCCUCACUACGAGCAUUUGGAUUUCCUAUGGGCGAGGGAUGUCAACACACAAGUUUUCCAGCAUGUGUUUGAUGCCCUCGAAAGCUUCACCAACGCAGAACAUACAAAGGAGGAAUACGAUAGAUAUUUCUUUGCAAGGCAAGAGAGUUUGAUUGGCUCUGCGCAUCUGCAUGAUGGCGGUCCGAGAGAGAGUGAAAGCGAGUCGUCGACAAUUGCGGUUGCAUCCGAUGACGCAAAUUCUCCAUCGAGCUACACACACCGCGCGCGAGAAAACGAGCCCUCCGAGAACCCCGCCUCAAUGGUUACACCAAUCCAGACAUCUUUCACAUCCCAGCAGGCCCCUGAAACAGUCGCGAAAACUGCCCGGCAUGAAGUACAGUGGCAGGACGAUUCUGUUGGAACCUCUCCAUCUUCGCCACGACUCUCAAAGGUCAAGUUUGCAGGAACACGAAGAGGCAGUGACGGGAGCACUAUCAGUGUAGAUGGUAUGCGCGGUGGCAAAGGCAUCAGCCUCGGCGCAAGUAAGACCGCUGAUGGUGUUGUAACUCGAACGGUGUCUAGGAGCGCGGGCACGCCAAUAUCCCCAGGCGAUGAUGCCAAAUUAUCAGUGAAGAAGCGGAAGUAG